Messenger RNA from Trichoderma citrinoviride, 1595 nucleotides. RefSeq lists its product as hypothetical. The annotation marks the transcript as partial. Gene Ontology annotation, cellular component: chromatin. Gene Ontology annotation, biological process: DNA-templated transcription; regulation of transcription by RNA polymerase II. The transcript has 2 exons. The record is from RefSeq and is a predicted model, not a curated record. Lineage: Eukaryota; Fungi; Ascomycota; Sordariomycetes; Hypocreales; Hypocreaceae. Gene Ontology annotation, molecular function: DNA-binding transcription factor activity, RNA polymerase II-specific; zinc ion binding; RNA polymerase II cis-regulatory region sequence-specific DNA binding.
AACCCCAAGGAGAUAUAUCGAUGCGACGUGGGCGAUUGCGACCAGAAGUUUGUGCGCCUCGACCUGCUGUCGCGCCACAAGAAGCGGCACACGGCCUCGUACACGCCUAGGAACCGGAUUCCGAGCUUCGACACUGGCGACGCCAUCAAGACCUCGGACCGCCAUAACAUCGGCUUCCAGCAUCAGUCGUCGUACGGCCAGCCGCCCGGCGCCGGGCCUCACGAUGCCGCCAUCCUGCUGACGCCCGAGUCCAACACGGCCCCGACUCCCGCGCCGCUGAACCAGGGGAUGGCGAACCGGGCGGGCCAUCAGGCGGCGACGUGGCCGCCCUCGCUCGACGACCGCUCCAACAACAUGAUGCGACAUAGGAACAGCUUCUACACGACCGACCCGUCGACGCUGCCAGAUCCCUCGGGCAUGGUGGGCUUUGGCGCGGUCGGGUAUCCCUCCGACGACUCCCUGACGCAGGGCAACUUUGCCGCAUGGCUCUUCGACCCCCAGACCACGUAUAAUGACUUUAGCAUGGCCAGUCUUCCCUUCCUCGAGGGUGGCCUGGAAUCGACGUUCAACAACAACAUCCACUAUGACUAUGAAUCGCUCAACAGCCUGUCGCCCAUGGAUCAGCCGCACCGGCUGUCUGAGACAUCGUCCGACGACUGGAUCUCCGAAUCACGGCGCCAAGAGCUGCUCCACUGGUUCCAGACCUUCCGGAAGAAGCAGCCGAGAUAUGAGCCACUGAUGCCGAACCUGGUCCAUGAGAGCGGCGGGGACAUGCCGGCGCUGAAUCUCGACAUGAUGCGGGACUGUCUCAAGGAGUUCUGGGACACUGUCUCGCCUCGGCUGCCCAUCAUCCACCAACACACCUUUUCUCCGAACCGAUGCCCCGCGCUGCUCCUCCUCGUCAUGCUGUCUCUCGGCGCCGCGUCGUUGCGCAGCCGUGACAUGUCGGGGCAGCUCUCCGAGUAUGGCGCAUUUGCCGACGUCAUCAUCUCCUGCGUGAGGUGGGAGAUUUUGACCUCUGACGACUCGGCACCGCCCGCCAGCCUCUGGGUCCUGCAGGCCCUCCUGCUCCUGGAGUUCUACGAGAAGCUGUACUCUUCUCGCAAGUUUCACGAGAGGGCGCACAUCUACCAUCCUGCGUUCCUGACGCUGCUCAGACGCGGCAGUCCGCUGAUUGGCAGAACCGGCAGCGAGUCACCCCCUGAGCCGGAGAGCCUGGGCCCCGAUCGACAGACGCCCAACAUGGCGCUGGACUCGCGGACGUGGUGGGCGCGAUGGGCGGAGACGGAGUCGAUGCACCGCGUGGUCUUCGCGGCCUUUAUGCUGGACGUGAUCCACGCGGCCAUGUUCGGGCACGCGGCGGACAUGGCGCCCCACGAGAUCCGGCUGCCGCUGCCGUGCGACGACAACCUGUGGGCGGCCAGCAGCCCCGACGUGGUACGGCAGCUGGACGCCAACUUCCGGAUGUACGGGGUGAAGCAGGUGUCGUUCCUGGACGGACUCAAGAGCGCGCUGCACGGCAAGGAGGUCAAGACGCACUCGUUUGGGCGCAUGAUUAUCAUCUCGGGCCUGCUGAGCGUGGGCUGGCACCUGAA